GCCCAUACCAUUACCAUAUACCCCCAAACAUGAAAAGGAAAACCCUCAUUCAAUCUGAAUCUCGGCCACCACACACGGUGGCUAAGAAACCUUCGACACCCAAAAAAAAACCAAACCACCCUCGCUCACGGCCAUAACACGCGGCGGCUGGGGCUCGCCAAAAUUGUCAUGGUCAGUUGGCCCCGGCCCAAAGAAAACCCCCUACUGACUGCGGAUGAAAAUGAGAGGAAGAUCAAGAGAAAUCAGACGCGCUGAUUAGGUUUAUUGCUCAGGCAUAUCUAUUGCAGAUUCAUAUCACUAUGAAUAACUAUGACUACUGUUACUACUGGCCAGCUCUUAGAGCUUGCUGAAAAGAAUGUGGAACUGGCAGUUGUGGAGGAUAUGGCCGGACAAUUUGAAGAGGCCUAUGAGCUUUAUAUGAAGGCAUUUGAGUAUGCGGGCAUUUAUCUCUUCAAUGAGAACAAUCCAUUUCUUAAGAGGCAGAAUAGGCAGUUAUUUAUGGACCAUUAUACAAGGGCAACAAAAAUAAGAGGCCGUCAUCACUUACAUGGACCCCCUUUAUCUAAUGAAGCAAAAAGUGGGCUUGGUCUUACAAAGUUGAGUGAUGUGGCCGGACUUGAGGCUUGCAAAGAGGCAUUGGUUGAAGCUGCCAAAUUGCCUAUCGAGAAUCCUCAAUUUUUUACCGGAAAACGACAACCGUGGAAGGCUAUAUUACUAUAUGGUCCACCUGGAACAGGGAAGACCUAUCUAGCAAAUGCAAUUGCAACAGAAACAGGAUCAACUUUCUUUAGUGUUUCCGCAUCAGACAUUGUUUCCAAAUGGAUGGGAGAAAGUGAAAAGCAAGUCUCAAUUCUUUUCCAACAGGCCCGUGAUGCUGCUCCAUCCAUUAUUUUUAUUGAUGAAAUUGAUUCCUUAUGUGGUUCACGAGGUGAGAACAAUGAGAAUGAAGCAUCUCGACGAAUCAAAACGGAACUUCUUGUACGAAUGCAGGGUGUAUGCAACGAUGAGACAAAUGUUCUGGUUCUUGCAGCCACAAAUACUCCUUAUGCUUUGGAUCAGGCCAUGAGGAGGCGUUUUGACAAGCGAAUCUAUGUCCCUCUCCCAGAUUUGAAGGCAAGGGAACACAUAUUUAAGGUUCAUAUUGGGGACACUCCUCAUAACCUUACUGAAACUGAUUUUGAGCAUUUAGCUCGCAGAACACAAGGUUUCUCUGGUUCAGAUAUAUUCUAUUGUGUUAAAGAUGCACUAUAUCAGCCUGUUCGUGCAACUCUUAAUGCUCAAUUCUUCAGAAAAACCUCUAAAGGCAUGUGGGUCCCUUGCAAACGGACUCGACAAGGAGCUACUGAGAUUACCUUGCAGGAACUUAAUGCACAAGGCCUAGCUUUAAAGAUCCAGCUACCACCCAACACAAGAGCAGAUUUUGAUAAAAUGCUUGCUAGACAAAAGCCGACUGUAAGUGAAGCUGACCUUGAAGUGCAUAAGAGAUUCAACAAGGAGUUUGGCAAUGAAGGUUGAAAGAUGUAGAGGCACAUAUUAUUAUUAGUUUCUUCAUAUUGUGUUUCUAUAUAUAUAUAUAUAUAUAUAUAUAUAUUUUUUUUUUUUUUUUUUUGGGGUGUAAUAGUAUUUUUUAUCCAUAUGCUUGUUAUGAACAAAGUUUUGGAGAGAAACCCUACAAACUCCUCAUCUAUUUUUAUAUUGAAUAUGAAUUUUGAAAAUCUAACUAUUUGAUUGCA
Messenger RNA from Quercus robur (English oak), 1733 nucleotides. RefSeq names its product protein SUPPRESSOR OF K(+) TRANSPORT GROWTH DEFECT 1-like. Gene Ontology annotation, biological process: endosomal transport; vacuole organization. The transcript has 9 exons. Gene Ontology annotation, molecular function: ATP binding; ATP hydrolysis activity. Bases 310 to 1515 code for a protein of 401 amino acids. The record is from RefSeq and is a predicted model, not a curated record. NCBI's taxonomy places the organism in Eukaryota, Viridiplantae, Streptophyta, Magnoliopsida, Fagales, Fagaceae.